This is a messenger RNA of Ixodes scapularis (black-legged tick), 6115 nucleotides long. RefSeq lists its product as uncharacterized. The transcript has 10 exons. The coding region runs from base 145 to 1056 and encodes 303 amino acids. The record is from RefSeq and is a predicted model, not a curated record. Lineage: Eukaryota; Metazoa; Arthropoda; Arachnida; Ixodida; Ixodidae.
GGUCGCGCGGUGCUUACUUGUACAGGGAGCUUAAUCCGCGAUUUGAGUGUUGAUUAUGAGCAAACCGUUAUUUAUAUUAAUUCCUCACCCAAACUGCGGCGCAGACCGAAAAGCUGGGAUGCUAGUUUGAAGACGGGUGGUUAAAUGACUGUUCUCAACCUGAAGGGAAUGGGCUCGUGUCUCAGCUUUUGUUGCAAAGAAGCAAGCAAGCGAACGAGACAUGUCAAGCAAACGAGAUACUUCGAUUCGUCUAGCCUUAUUGAGUUCGAAACACUCAUUGAUGAGGUGAGCGGAAUCUUAUUAUCUGUCGGCUCUUUUCAACCAUCUAAUGAACCCAAAAGUUUGGAUAACGACGCUCCAGCCGUGACCCAAAGCAACGACACCCGUGGUUUGGGUUCCAAACCCUACCGCUUGAACUUUGGGGAGUUGUCCUCGUCAGACGACAGUAUCUUGAACUCCUCGGGAUUCUGUGAUGAUGAUGACGUCCUUAGAAAGUUGGCAUUCCAAGAGGAAACUCUGGAGCUGGAAGAAGAGGCAAAGCAGUGCGAGGAUGUUGGCAGCUUGCCUCCACUUGCUCAGGGACAGAAAGUGGUGGUGCGUGCCAAACUUGCCAAAGACGCCAACUGGACAGGAGCGAUGCAGGACAAGUGGGUUUUGAACGGAGAAGAAGAAAUCCUGAAUGUGGCUCGACUGAAGGACUCAGCACAUCUGAGCAACUGCCCUCUGGUUCACGGGAAGUUUUGGGACAAGGAAAGGGACCGUCUGAAUAGCAGCCCACACUCUUCUAUCGACUUGGAAUGGGAAAAUGAAGUCGGUCUGACGCCGCCCAACCAGUUUCCGGCGUCGGCCACAGACGACGACUUUGUCUGCGUGCCUGGAGCAGACACCUGCAGCAACCACUCCACACCUUUGUCAAACGAGAAUGACCUCGAGUGGGAUGGAGACCUCUCAAGUGUCCAAAUGAGUGGGUUCGACAUGGAGACAGAACAGCUCAUCUCCGAAAUCGAACAGAUGACUGCGGAGGCACUCCGGGAACCCGUUGGAGUCGUCAGAUGACCGAAUCAGCAAACCGCAUAUGCCGAAGAAAGGUGCGUGGCUUAGGCCAGCCUGACCUGUCUCAAAGCACCAUGCUGGUUGAGAAGUUUGUCCUAGGCUCCUUCUGGGGGAGGGAACCAGGCGACGGAAAGGGUUUACGUGGUUUGUGGCGUGUUUGGUUUCCUCAGACAGAGCUCUCGUGCUCCGCUUCACAUCAACGAGGGUACGAGCACAUCUGAGCCUCCAUUUGAGGUGUUUAACGUGUGGUUCUUUUUAGAACGUGGAGUUGAUUACUUUGUGUCAGAGCUCAAUUUGAGUGCAAAAGGAAGGCAAUCUUACGUUCCAGUUGGUGCCAUGAUGGUGUGCUAGGGGGCACAGCACAAACAGAAAGUGACUCUUUCGUUGUAAGUGCCGUGGUUUGUACGGCGAGACCUCCAGACUUUGGCGUUGUUUGGACAUGGAUAAUGAUCUCCUUCGCUGAACAGGUCUGGUUCCUUGGUUACAUUGAACAGCUAAAUUUGUUCCUCCUUUUUUUUUUUCCUUCAUCAAAGAUGGUUUUUGUUUUCUUCUAAAGGAACUUGUAUGGGUAUUCUGUGGCUGAGUGAAAUUAGCACCUUUGCACACAGCUACACUUCAGAGGAAAUGCCACGAAGCAGCGUGCAAAUAAAUGCGCGCUGUUUAGUUUCCAGUUGACCAGCAAGACUCAAUGUGAAUCUUUGAAAAUUAUUCUUGUGUAUUCUCUUGAAACUCACAGCUGUCUCUUUCUAUCCAGUUCAGCCAAUGUAAAGAGUGCAAAUACAUAAUUAGCACGAACAUGCAAUCCAGGUAUUUUUCAUCGUUUUCUUGCAGAAAAGCAAUGCGAAAGCAAAGUAGAUCAUUUUUUGCUGAAAUAACUUUCUAUUCCGAUCUUAGGCUACAGUAACAGAUUAACUUGCAUCGGCUGGUCAUCUUCUGAUGAAGCAAAUAGAACUUCAACAUGUGCAUGAAAGGCUCAUUGGCCAUUUGGUCAUGUUUUAAACACAUUUUCAAUGUUGUGACAUUUUCAAAGUCUGCUCUCGACUUGAACCGUCGGAUUCAUAGAUAAAUAUACUUGCGCUGGUUCUCUACCCGAUACCGUAAACAAGCUUUUACUUCUGUCAAGCUCACCCAACAAGUUUUUUUUUUUUUUUUCCCACGGGGGUAGAGGCAAACAAAAAUAGCUGACAAAGCCUCGAUGCCAUCUUGAAGCAGUGUAAAUACUCUCCGAUCUUAAUGCAGACCUACUCGGUCAACUUAGAAUGGUUCUGCAGGUGCCCAAGCAAAGGAGGCUUCACUGUAAACAAAACAUCAACUCUUUCCACAGAGCACUGAGAGGACAAGAGCGGCAGGAGGUCUUUCAAUCUUCCUGCCCGCAGUGCAAGCUUCUUACCUUCAAUAACACUUUGGCGUUUCAUGAGCUUGGCGCAUGCAAACAUGGCCAAAGCACAAGGGAAGGCAGCGAGCAUGUGUUGGAGGCUGGGCAUUACCCUGCGCUUCUUGUCCUGUCUGUGUCUGUAGUUGUGUGCUGCUCUGAGAAAGUUUUGGGAGGGAAAGUUUACAAACCUAUUUCCCUACUUGCUUUCUGUAUUCUUCGUCAGUGUUGCUGCCAAUCCUUCUGGUCCAGUAUUUUCAGAGACCUUGUGUUACUUUACACUUUGUGCGUCUAUUAAGGAAUUGUGACACGUCUUCAGCGUGUAGUGAGACACGUUUCAGGAAGAGAUCAAAGUGUCCUACACAUAUGUCUUUCACAAGCUGGCAGCUUUACAGCCUGUCAUUGUACAAAGAUACAAGAAAAUUUCAAAGCAUCCAUAACAUUAGACACGCCUUCUUUAUGGUGAUUAUAAAAAUUGUAUUCAACUUCAAACCAAAUCACAAAUAGGACUGCAGUUGAAUGCUUGCAAUGUUCUAAUGGCACAAGUAGCUUACAUUGAGGUUCCAAAUUCAAUUUCGAGUUCUUUAUGGCGAUGCAAGUGUUGGCCUUCAUAGGCCUCUAUGUUAGCAAAUCACAAUGGGAUCAGCUGCAAGAAUUAGAGAGUGCUAGUUGCUUCUUAUUUCAGAGGGCUUCCCUAUGGUCUUGGUAUGGUGCUGUGCUCUAUUUUUGGGAGCAAAAAAAUGGGAGUGAGGGGGGGGGGGGGGGGAAGAAGAAGGGAGGUGACGUGACGUGACGAGGGAAGGAGAGUCCCACAGAAUAGUGGUGCUUGUUUUAACUUGUGCUGAAAGCAGUUCCAAAGUUACCAAGAAAGUAUCUCCCAUCCAUGGAAUGUGGUCUUUGAUGCAAGGCAAGAACUUUUAGAGGGGCACUGACACUCCAAAGGUCAUCUUUUUUGUUGUUGUCUAAAACGAUGCAAGUUGUAGUCAUAGACAGAAAAAAUGCCAUAAUGCAAAAAAAAAAAAUAUAUUUUCCUAUGUGCACAUAUUUUUUUUUAAGUUUUUUACUCCCUCUUCCCACCUCUUUUUUUCUUUUUAUUUGUGACGUAAAAAAAUUAUGAAAUUUAGAAGUGUAAGCGACAUUUUUAUAUUUAAUAACAGCAUUCGUAAAACAAUUUUUAGUGCAAUUGCGAAAGCACUAGGUGGUUCGGAAGUGGGAGAGAAACUCGAGUUGGCAGGACGACUUAAUCUUUGACAUCACUGUACUGGCGCAGAUCGCACGGGAACUUCAAGUUCGGCUUUGGGAAAUUGUUUUUUUACUUCACAAAUAGUGAGUUCUCGAGUUUCGAAUUUUGUGGGUAAUGUCCAGGCAUCGUUUUCAAUCGUUUGGGAUAAUAAAAAAAAAAAAUGAUUUUGACCUGUCAGUGCCCCUUUAAGUUCUGAUAAGGUCUUAUCAUCUUAUUAAGUGCAGGGCACCCCAGUGUUCCCACCAAUAUUUUAGAGCACUGUUUCACUUUGUCGAGACUGCUAGUCUGAAGUUUAGGCUCACUGUACGAAGAAAGUGUUUAGGGCACUGUUUGUUCUGCCUACUGCUUGAGAAGCCAUUCCGAUGGCAAAACAAUUGUCUUUACCAACAUUGUGUUCACUUGAACAGCAGUAGGAUCAGAUAACUAUCACAGCAUCCUUAGCAAUAAACUGCUCCGCAUAAAAGGCACCUCUAGAUAGUUCUUUUCUCGCAAGCAAAGACUAGUGAAAGGAACACUAGCUAUUUCGAACCCAAUGUCGAAAGGCAGGCUCACGAACCGAAACUAAGGUUUCCCAGAGAGCAGCGAUUAUGCGAUAGCUGCACUCAAGUCUGUAUAUGCCGACGGGUAAUGCACCUAGGGUCUCAACUCGUGAGAAUUGCACCUCUAGGAAAUGGAGCAUCCGCAGAGAUGUUACCUUACGUACGUAGAGACUUGUGUGUCGAUGUGGUGUUCGUGGGAUUGUGGUGUAGAACGGUGUUCUGGUUCUCAUUACUGAUUGUCCUCGUUUUGUGUUGCGUUCAUUCUGAGCUCGUGCAAGGUGCAAGCAGGAAAAAAAAAAGUGGAUCAAAGAGGAUCUCCCAAAAUGGGGUACAUCUUAUGCCCUGGGAUUUCUUUGAAAUUGGGUGCAGAGUUUUGUCGAACUGACCGACUUGGCGUGCUGCCUUUUUCAGUAAGGUUGAAGUGUGGAUGUCAAGACUGUUUGAGAAAGGCUCGAGAUCUGCACUGAUAUCUGUUUGCUGCUGUGAUCAGAUUAUGACAGACAGAAAGGGACCAACUUGUCAUGCUUCCUUAGAGGGGAUGGGCAGUACCUUGAGGGACAUUUUAGAAAAGAUUAUGAAUAGCAUUGUUUGCUGCUUUGAAGAAAGCUAGUGCAUACUUAGAACUUUGGCAUUGCAUGGGCAAACACUAUUCUGUUGCAUACCUUGACCUUGUGGGCUUCGUCUGUAUGACCCACGCCUCGGCAGUUUAUGCCACUUAACAAAGGCUAACCUCCAACUUUAGAAUCAAUUUGGUCUAGGUACUUAACAACUACUGAAACUUUGGUGCCAUAAAUGAUUGAAGGAAAGUACUGUGCGGGUAAAGGCUGCGAAGUGAAGACAGGACAAAUGCUUCAAAGGAAAAACAGAAUUGGACUAUCAUGCCGACUACUAUCAUAACACCUAUGAGAUUGCAACCAAGAAUGAAGUGUGUGAGAGUUGAUUGGAAAGCAAACAGGUCCGAGACCAUGGGUGUGUGAGACCUUCUUCACUUGUAGUUGCAAAGCAACAACUGAUAACAAAUGUAUUUCCCAGAAAGUAGUUAUUAACAUUUAAAACACUUCAAACUUUUAAAAACAAAAAUCCUCUUAUUUUUAGUUGUAAUGAAUUUGGAAAGCUGAUGUUAAAUAUUUCAUUUUUUGGGCCAUUCUUCAUGGCCCCCAACAUUUGCCAUUUCCAACAAACCUUGAGCUACAAGGCAAAAGUUUCAAACACCCCUUAAUUUUAGCGAUUCAGGAAAAUUGGAAGUCCACAAAAAUUAAAAGUUUUACUGUAUUUCUUUUAAGCUUGCAUCAUGUGUAACUGUUUGCUGCUUGAACAAUUGGCCUGUAGUUGCCAUGCCUCUCUGUAUAAGAACUGUAUUGAAGAAAGGUUGUGUGCAUGUAUAUAUGCUAGCUUGUACUACACUACAUGCAUACAUAUCAUAAAUCAGAUGACGAAGGAAAAUAUUAAAUGUCAAAAUGUUUACUUCUAGGGUCUGAGGACCGAAUUGAAGUGACUGGCAUGUGUUCACGAGGGAUUUCAGUUUUCAUUAUGAAAGUAUUUGUUAUGUCAUUGAUUUCUUGCCUAGACACAUAUUAGGAGGUAUCAUUAUCAAGCAUCUAUGAUUUGAGAGAGGUUGUAUGGUGCCUGGAAGAUUUCUGAGCUUGGGUAUUGUUUCUCUGGUCAUACUUCACGUUUGUUUUGCUAUCAUUACGUAGGUGUACAUUUUGUCAAGGGUUUGUAUGAGCAACAAAUAGAAAGUUGCAUUUUCUUGUGCAUUGUAUAUAAUAUGUGUUGUGUCUAGUCACGUUUUGUAAGAAGUUGAGAACAAUCCUAAGCUCGAUGUCAUUGCUUAUGUUAUGUACAUGUGGAACAAAUAUAUUUUCCUCGGAUGCAAGAUGGCUUUCUAAUAAAAUAGAAACAAAGUGA